This is a messenger RNA of Contarinia nasturtii (swede midge), 1091 nucleotides long. RefSeq lists its product as uncharacterized. The transcript is spliced from 4 exons. The coding region runs from base 97 to 912 and encodes 271 amino acids. Lineage: Eukaryota; Metazoa; Arthropoda; Insecta; Diptera; Cecidomyiidae. Gene Ontology annotation, molecular function: acyltransferase activity, transferring groups other than amino-acyl groups. The record is from RefSeq and is a predicted model, not a curated record.
UUAGAAAUCGUGAAUAAUUUUCCAUCAAUCGAUCACCGCAAUUUAAAAAAAAAAACACGUCCUUUAGACAAUUGUUUUUACUUCAAGUGGAAAAAAAUGUUCAAUCGAAAUUUGAUCGUUGUGAUACUCUUUGGAGCUUGUCUUAUCGUGGCAACAAUCGGUACAAAAUCGGAAAAACUAAAACGAAAAAAUGGCGAAUCAUCAAGUUCAGAUGAAAUUUAUGAGAUAUUUUAUGACAAAGACGUUAACAGUACAAAAAUGGUUGAGUAUCGCAUUCAAGAUAUACCUUUUUCCAAAUUUGAUGACGCAGUCAACUUAAUGGCAGAAUAUUACAACAAAUUGGAACCGAUGACCGAGUCGCUUGAUAUUGGAACGACUGAGAAGGAAGACGAUAAAGUCUGUUGGCGGUCACUAAUCAAUUACAAUUUAUCAGUAUGUUGCCUCAAAAUUGGACGUGAUGGAUCAGAAGAAUUGGUGGGCGUUAAUCUAUUGUAUGUGCAGACACCGAAUAAUGAAUCUCUCGAAGAAAUAAAGCCCGAUAUGGCCGAUGUAUUUGAUUUUGAUGUCUUCAGUACAUAUAACGUUGAUUAUUAUUUGUCAAGUGAUGGGAUAUUGGUUCAUCCUGAUUAUCGUGGCCGUAAAAUCGGUGAAAAAAUGCUGAGAGCGAGGGAAGCAAUUUGCAGAAAACAUGACAUAGAAGUGACAUCAUCCGUUUUUACAUCGGACAGCUCAAAUAUAAUUGCCGAAAGGGCUGGAUUCAAGCACAUUGAUGUGGCUGUAAGCUGGAAUGAAUUUCGUAGGAAAUAUCCAAAAUCCCGUUUUGCUGCCAUAAAAGACUCUUUUAUAACUCGGCGUACGCUCAAAUUUAAGUUGAGUGAUAAAAAAUUGAAAAGUUCUUCUUUCAGGAAAUAAGGUUCGAAAGGGUGUGUACUUUCUAUAUACGAGCUCAGCCAAUAUUUUGAUUUGUAUGCUGAAUGGCUUCUCACAAAAGCAUAAUUCAAUUUAUGUCAAAUAAAAUAUGUCCAAUGUUUACUGUAAAUAAAAAUGAUUUCGAUUUGCAUUUUAAAGUAAAUUAGAAAUUUGGAUACAAA